AUGCCCACUUCAACUCAGUUCGAAAGUCUGAUCACCAGUGAUGACGUGUCCUACUCUUACUUUGAUAGUGGCGAAGUCCCUGGAAAUAUAUAUACAACCUUGGUCUUCGUCCAUGGCAUGGGUUUCAACGGAGGUGUUUUCAGGAAGCUUUUCCCUCUAGCUACUGCGCGCCGUCUCCGCAUAGUCAGCCUAUACAGGCGUGAUUAUAAUCCCACCACUAGCUUUCGUGAUGCAGACUUGGCUAGUCUCGCCUCCGGUACGGUGGAGGGACAGGAGAAUUUCCUUCGCAGUCAAGCGGUCGAAAUUGCUACUUUCCUUGUUACGUUUGCCCGCGAGCAACGUAUUCCCCCAGCGCAAGGUGCCAGUGGUGGAAUUGCGCUCAUGGGAUGGUCUUUAGGGUCUCUGCACACUCAUGCACUUGUGGCCUAUCUCGAUGCCUUGCCAUCUAGUAUUCUUUCUGACCUUGGAAAGUAUCUCCAUACUAUGGUUUCUCACGAUGUGGGUGCGGUCAACAUUGGUAUACCCAAUCCCCCAAUCUACAAUAUAGACCUCUGGUUCGAACCCGAUGUCGAGAAGAGAUUCAAUCUUUUCUACGAAUGGGCGACGGCAUACUUCCCGCACAAGAACGUCACUUCAGGAAACAUUGAUGACCUCGAGUUCAACGAAUUCUCGAACAAAACUCACUCCAUGCACGAGCUGUCUUCAGAGGAGCUCGCAGAGCUCACGUCUGCCAAGACUUUCGGUGCUUCAGACACACUCCUUCUCUAUAUUCAACCAGACGUAUUCAAUACCAUGGCAAGACGUGCGAUAUUCAACACGGCCUUGGCGGAGAAAUUCCUCCCCAACCUACGUGUCAGAUACAUGUGUGGUGGAGCGAGUCCUGGUGUUUUAGUGUGGGCGUUACAUGAACUAAGGAAGUGUUUGGCUGACCCAAAGCCAAUUUACGGGCUUGAUGCCGAAAAGGCACGAGAUGUUGAGUUCAAUUUCCAGACUGGAGGAAACCACUUCGUUUUUUGGGACGAACCAGAAGUAGCCCUUGAUCACUACAUUGCUACCAUCAAUCUUUAG
Molecule: messenger RNA, 1068 nt
Organism: Suillus subalutaceus
Lineage: Eukaryota; Fungi; Basidiomycota; Agaricomycetes; Boletales; Suillaceae
Exons: 3
Coding region: 1-1068 (355 amino acids)
Source: RefSeq, a predicted model, not a curated record